AUGAGGGUCUCUCCCACCCCCACGUGGCCCCAGUGGUCGAGUCCUUUUAAAGGGCCCGCUGGGUGGUGCUCUCGCUCGGGGCUAGCUCCGGGAGUGCGCACGUGUGGGAUUUCGGCUAUUCCUGCCGUGGAGGAGGGUGGUGCAGGAGGGAGUGGGCUGUCCACGCUGGAGCCCGGAGGCCCCGGGAAGCGGAGCGCUUUCCACCUGUUCUCGGGCGCUUUUAUUUCCAGCGGAGAACGGGACUUUGGAGGAGCGCGGAAAGUGCCUCUUGUGCUCCCCAGGGAAGAAGGUGGCGGGGCUGGGAACGGACACGUGCAGCCGCCCUGGAGGAGAAGACUGGCUUGCAGCCCUGGGACUGCCCUCGCCGUCGCCUGGCUGCGGACGGACGCGAGUGCUCGCAAUGUGGCUAGGAGGCUGGGGGAUGGGGACGAGGCUGGAGACGCUGGGACCGGGGGCCGGGUGGGGGUGGAGACCUGCCCCGGCCAAGGGAAUGUGCUCCGGGAGGAGGCUGCUGAGGCCACGGGCCUUAGAAAUGGGGUCAGAAAUGGUCAGAACCUCCUUCCUCUGGGUGGAUUGGCCUCUGAGGCCAGUGUCCGCUUGAGUGUCGCAUAUGGGUUCAUGUAUUCCGAGGAGGAGAUCCGGCAGAAGGUCGGGACCUUCCGGCAGAUGCUGAUGGAGAAGGAGGGAGUACUGACCAGGGAGGACCGGCCUGGGGCCCACAUUAGAAAACUAGUAGUAAACAGUGUCGGCAUCCCGGCCAGUGAGAAGGCUCAGUGUGUAGAGGUGUUUACCAUCACGCCUGAUGUCCUGAGUGUGAUCCUUGGGACCGAUGUAGUGGAUAAAGAGAAAAAAAUCCAGCCAGUCAUCCUCUGCCUUCUACAGCCCCAGCUCACUAGUACCCACCCCUGUGUCCACAGCUGUGGGAGUGCUUCCCCCCUGCGCAAGAAGAAGAAGGGUGUAAAGAAGCACCGUAGAGAUAGGUCUGAUUCUGGGUCCCGGAGGAAGAGGCGAUACAGAUCUCGAAGCCUCAAGAGCAAAAGAAAAGAGAGAAACAAAGAACGCAAGAGGCCUCACACUGAAUCCCCAGGCCGGAGGGCUCACCACCACAGCAGUGUCAGUUCCCACUGCCCCUCGAUGACCUCACACUACAGCGAUUCCGGAUCACCCAGCAGGCUGAGCCCCAAGCAUCGAGAUGACGGGCGGAAGACGGGCAACCAGCGAUCCAGCGGGAGCCGGUCGCCGUCCCCAUCGGGCGGCAGCGGAUGGGGGUCGCCCCAACAGAACGGAGGCAGCAGGCAGCGGAGCGGAGCGCACGGGGGCCGCCCCGGCUCGGCGCACAGCCCGCCCGAUAAGCCUAGUUCGCCCCGGGCCUGCGACAAGGUGGCCGCCGCGCCCACGCCGCCCGCGCGUGGGAAAGACAGUCAGAGCCCGUGCUCCGCGCCGUCGUCGCAGGGCCGCGGGGGCCGCGCGGCGGGAGGGGCGGCCAGGCGCCGUCGCCGGCGGAGGAGGAGGCGGCGAUCGCGAUCCUCGGCCAACGCGCCCCGCCGCAGGGGACGCCGGCGUGCCAAGCCCGCGCCACCCCGGGGCUCGUCCCGCUCGCUCAGCGGGGCUCACUCCAGCAGCGAGUCGGGUGGCGGCGCGCCGGGUCCAGGGCCCGAACCGGGCUCGGAGAGAGGCCACAGCGGCCACGGGAAAAGGGCAAAGGAGCGACCCCCACGCGCGCGGCCCACAAGCACCUCGCCAUCUCCAGGCGCGCACGGCCGGCGGGGUGGCCCGGAGGGUAACAGCUCAUCACGCAGCCCUGGCCCCCAUCCGGGGUCCUGGAGCUCCAGCCGCUCACCGUCCAAAUCCCGCUCACGCUCCCCAGACAAAAGGACCCGCAGCCCCAGCCUCUCCCCGUCGCCCAAGAAACCUCUUGGCCGGGACAAGGACAGCGAAGGCCGUGCGAGGCAUGCCGAGGCUGAGGCCGCCCGCACCCGACGUCGCUCCCGCAGCUACUCGCCGAUCCGAAAGCGGCGCCGAGACUCGCCCAGUUUCAUGGAGCCAAGGCGCAUCACCAGUGCCCGAAAGCGUCCCAUCCCCUACUACCGACCCAGCCCCUCCUCUUCCUCCAGCUGCUUGAGCAGUGACUACUCCAGCCGGAGCCACAGCCGGAGCCCAAGUCCCGGCCACAGCCACGGAAGCUACAGCAGCCGCAGCCACGGGACUCGCAGCCGCUCAUGCAGCGCCUCCCGCAGCCGCAGUCCCAGCUACCACAGCAGCUCCGAGAGUGGGGGCUUCUAA
Peromyscus eremicus (cactus mouse) is the source of this 2283-nucleotide messenger RNA. RefSeq names its product serine/arginine repetitive matrix protein 3-like. The transcript is spliced from 14 exons. NCBI's taxonomy places the organism in Eukaryota, Metazoa, Chordata, Mammalia, Rodentia, Cricetidae. The record is from RefSeq and is a predicted model, not a curated record. Gene Ontology annotation, molecular function: mRNA binding. Bases 1 to 2283 code for a protein of 760 amino acids.